Molecule: messenger RNA, 2634 nt
Organism: Nilaparvata lugens (brown planthopper)
Lineage: Eukaryota; Metazoa; Arthropoda; Insecta; Hemiptera; Delphacidae
Product: cyclin-dependent kinase-like 2
Exons: 12
Coding region: 426-2156 (576 amino acids)
Biological process (GO): protein phosphorylation
Cellular component (GO): nucleus
Molecular function (GO): ATP binding; cyclin-dependent protein serine/threonine kinase activity
Source: RefSeq, a predicted model, not a curated record
AAUUCACAUACGUCUCAUUUUAAAAAAUUGAUGAUACUGUAAGGGUUAUAAAGGCUCUAGCCCACAUUAAUAAUUUUAGUGAGGUUCGACCCACCACUUUAGCUGUUUAGCUGGGAGGUGAACGUCCGCUUGCAAACAGCGCAUUAUUAUAUUUAGCUGGCGAACGACAGCUCUUUGUUUGUGGUCAGUGAAUUUGUAACCAGGCAACCGAGCAGGGUGAGUUUGAUUUCGCUCCUAUAUUGUUUUGAGGGCUGUUCGUGUUCAGUGUUCAGCCUACCGUGUGCGUUCGACGACAUGCCAACAAUCGAAGCUGGAUUCCUUUGCAGCCGAUUGGUGCCUUCUUCUUGUUUCACAGGUCGUGGAAGUCUGUCAAUAUUAUAACGCUGGCAGAUUGUCAACUAAUUUGUACAUGAAAAUGAAGCAAAAUGGAGAAAUACGAACACAUUGAAGUGGUUGGCGAGGGGUCGUAUGGUAUUGUGAUGAAAUGUCGCCACAAGGAGACCGGGCAGAUAGUUGCAAUAAAAAAGUUCAUCGAGACGGAAGAGGAUCACAAUGUGAGGAAAAUGGCAUUACGUGAGAUCAGGAUGCUCAGGAGAUUGCAUCACGACAAUCUGGUGAAUAUGAUCGAGGUGUUCCGAAGGAAGAAGAGGUUCUUUCUUGUGUUUGAGUACAUGGACCACACCGUAUUGGAUGAGCUCGAAACGACCCCCGGAGGAUUGGGAGAGAAGGUAUCGAGAGAGCACUUAUUCCAGGUGGUACGGGCGAUUCAUUUUUGCCAUAAUAAUAAUAUUGUACAUAGAGACGUGAAGCCGGAGAAUAUAUUAGUUUCGACUAGUGGUGUUGUGAAAUUAUGUGAUUUUGGUUUCGCCCGUCUGUUGGUGCCGUCGGGUGAGAACUACACAGAAUAUGUGGCAACCAGGUGGUACCGGGCACCAGAGCUACUCGUUGGGGACACCAAGUACGGAAGACCUGUAGAUAUUUGGGCGAUUGGUUGUCUUCUGUCAGAAAUGAUCUCUGGAGAUCCUCUGUUCCCUGGUGAUUCUGAUAUUGAUCAAAUUUAUAAGAUCACAAACCUCCUAGGGAAGUUGUGCCCUCAUCAUCAACAACUUAUAACGAAAAAUCCAAACUUAAGGGAGUUUAGAGAAGAAAAUAUAACUGAAAUCGAUAAUAAGCUGAAAGCACUAGUGAUGAAAUUUCCAUCGUGGUCAAGUGGAGCAAUUGAUUUUCUGUUUGCUUGUCUCAGACUGGACCCAAACGAUCGCGCUAACAGUAACCAGCUUUUGGAUCAUACGUUUUUCACUCACGAUGAUUUCCCUCUGCACUUCCUCCCAGACUUGCAAGCAAAGAUCCACCAGGAAUUUCAAAGCAAUAUCCUUCUGAGACGAUACCAGAUGAACCCAGAGCUAGAGAAAGUGAGAGGUUACAGACGUACUAGUCAAACUGAUUUACCAAGAUGGAGGAUAAGUCUGGUUGAGAGACAGAAUAAUCCGAUCAGUCCUCUAGUAGCUGUCAAUGGUAGUGGAAGCAAUCAGGUGGACAAUGGCGGACAGACGCCGAUGGAGGACGAGACUGAGUCAGCGGCGACGACGACAAUCGGCGACCGUUUCAGUGUGCUUAACAAGUACUCACCGCUACAGCUGACGGGCGCCUCACUGCCGCCUCGCUCCCGACAGAGCACCGCUGAGGGCCCCUCUUCGCCCGCCCACCACUUCCACAGUCUCGGCAGUGAGCUGCACAACUCACUCAACGCCAACUCAUCAUACGCUUUCCCCAUGCAGACACCCAUCAAAAACGUGUCGUUCAGCAAUAAUUUCAGGAACGAUUUCAAGAGAAAUAUGUCAAGAAUUGGACCAGGACUGGCUGUCAUACCUAGAGCAAAUUUGAUCCAACGUGUGGCAAUGGAUUCCUACUGUGAUUCAGAGUUUGCAGUCAAGAGAACUAUGAAUGCAAACAACAGGAAAAAUACUUACGAUGAUUUUUCUCUGCCAAAUCUCCCAGGAGCCAAAAAUCAGGGGAAAAGUAAUAAAAAGAAAUUGAAUCCAGUUAAUACUCAGGGAACACAAUUCGAUGCUUUCAUUUCCCCAAGACUUUUCAGAUCCCGAUCACCUUCGUCAAGUCCAAAAGGACCUCAAUCUUCGAAUCUUCCUAUGGUAUGACAGUUCAAUACGAAGGGUAAUAAUGUCAACAUCAAGAAACGACUAUUGAGACUUUUCGGCAACAAUUACCAAUAAUCGUGCCCUUGGAAGUUGAAUAAAAAUGUUUGAUAAAACAGAUUUUGUAUAAGUUAUAUGUGUUGGGCAGUGGGAUUGAAUUCUGGAUUGAAGACUUGUAUAAGUUUUAUCUGGAAAUGGAAUCGCAUUCCUCUAGAAAGUAGAAACUGAUCAGUUCAAGUUACUUUUCAAACACAAAUGAAUAAAAUAUUUUAUACAAAUAUUAUAUCCUGGAAAAUAAAUUAUAUGUACUGAAAUCUUGUAAAACAAAGACAGAAAAUAAAUCUAUAUAUCAAGAAAUCAGUGAAAGAAGUUGAUUCAUGGUUCAUGAGAAGAAAGUAACCUCGAAACUGAACAUUUUGGCAAAAUUAUAAUAGCCUAGUUGUGAUGAAAUGGUGAAACAUAAAAGUCUGUACUUUCUACA